Molecule: messenger RNA, 228 nt
Organism: Brenthis ino (lesser marbled fritillary)
Lineage: Eukaryota; Metazoa; Arthropoda; Insecta; Lepidoptera; Nymphalidae
Source: the annotation of a GenBank genome assembly
AUGAUAAAAUAUUCGUGUCUCCGCUGCGAAACCACGGUGCGGGCGGUUAGCAAUCCUAGUUUUUCCAUCGCUACACGUUUGCCGCAUUGCAAAGGCGAGGCUCGAGGCGAUGCUGACGCUCAAAAAGAACAUAGCCGAAGUAGUGACACUUUAGACAGCAGCAGCAGUGAAAAUGAAGAAGAAAAAAAUGCUAGUAGAAAAUAUGAUAUCAGCUUUUUAGAGUUGUCA